AUGGCUACUUCUGUUUCUGCUUCAUCAAUCGCUAAUUGUUCCAUCCCUUCAUCAUCUUCAUCAUCUUCUUCUUCAUGGUGCAUAGUCUCAUCCUCACGCGUCACGUGGCGGAGGCGUGACUCUUGUAGAGCUAUGGUUCAAGUUCAAACUGGUGCACCUGCUGCGUAUGCCAAGGAAAUGGAACGCCUUUCCGCUAAAGAAUCGCUUCUCCUCGCGUUUAAAGAUGCAGGAGAAUUUGAGGGCUUAGUCUCUGGGAAGACAACUGAAUAUCAAAGAAUUGAUGUGAAUGAGAGGAUAACUGGCCUUGAGCGGCUCAAUCCAACACCUCGACCCACGACGUCACCUUUUCUAGAAGGUCGAUGGAAAUUUGAGUGGUUUGGUCCUGGAUCUCCCGGGUUAUUUGCAGCUAGGGUUAUAUUUGAGAAUUUUCCUUCAAGUUUAGCUAAUUUUUCGAAAAUGGAUGUCUUUAUCAAGGACGGAAAUGCAAAGAUUACUGCAAACACAACAUUUUUAAACUCGAUAGAAAGCAGUGUUAUUCUCUCAACCAAGUUAUCUGUGGAGGGGCCUCUUAGAAUGAAAGAGGAGUAUGUGGAAGGGAUUCUUGUGUCACCAACAGUUCUGGAAGACAGAGUACCCGAACAGCUCAAAGGUGCACUUGGACAGGCAGUUAAUGUUUUACAACAGCUACCGGUACCUUUACGAGAUGCUCUUUCCAAUGGACUAAAGGUUCCUCUAAGUGGAAGCUUUCAGAGACUCUUCAUGAUUUCUUAUCUUGAUGAGGAAAUACUUAUAAUAAGGAACACAUCCGGGAUUCCAGAAGUUUUAACAAAAAUCGAAACAUCACCAUCGCCUCUAGGAGAAUCAAAUCUAGAGUAUGAAAGCUAG
This is a messenger RNA of Vicia faba (fava bean), 885 nucleotides long. The record is from the annotation of a GenBank genome assembly. NCBI's taxonomy places the organism in Eukaryota, Viridiplantae, Streptophyta, Magnoliopsida, Fabales, Fabaceae.